AGCAUGCAAUGUACAUGUACAUCGCCCACAUCGCAGAAGUUAAGCCCGGUAGAACAUUAUCCGCAUCAUUACGUGUACUCAACUGGGACUUCACUUGAACCAAAAAUCCUUUAAAAAUGUCUUUGUCUGUUUCUCCGAAAUCAUCUGUGUCUCAGCGAGCCCGGGCGAUCCUCACGUACGAAGCAAGUUGCGCGGUUCCAGCAGCUGGAGGGAUCGUCGGCAAGGGGGAAUAUCAUGCCGAAGAAAAUCCAAACGGUAUGAUCAAUAUGGGAACUGCCCAGAACAUUAUGAUGUAUGAUUUACUGAGAGAAAAGCUGGACUGCUCAAUGGAAUUACCAAGGACAUGGUCUGACCGGAUGUUUAAGUACGGCGAAACGGAAGGGUUGCCAGAGCUGCGAGAAGCAAUUGCAAAACUCCUGACCAUCACAUCACAUGCUGCAAAGCCCCUGGACCCUAACAAGAUGGUCAUCAUGAAUGGAGGUGAUGUAUGUUUGGAGGCCAUGGCGCAUGUCUUAUGUGAUGCUGGAGAGGCUGUUCUUGUACCCGUACCAUUUUACUAUGGUCUGGGCAGAAGUCUGAAGCUCAGGCCCAACGUGGAUGUUGUUCCAAUCCCUCUUUUCAAGGAGCCCAGGCCAGGAGAGAGUCAACCUUUUCAGCUCACCGCUGACCGAGCUGAAGAGGCCUAUCAGAAAGCUGUUAGUGAGGGUGUCACCGUGAGGGCGCUGUUCCUAGUCAAUCCAAGCAAUCCGUUGGGGGAUGUGUACAGCAGAAAGCAGGUUCUAGAUCUCCUGAUGUUUGCUAGCAGGCAUGAUCUUCAUGUGGUUUUUGAUGAAGUCUACAUGAGCACAAUUUAUGAGGAAGGAGUAACUCACAGCAGCAUCUUUCAAUUCAGAGAAGAUGAGAUACCAGACCCACAGAAAGUACACUUUAUUUGGACAUUUAGUAAGGAUCUUGCCAUGAGCGGGAUGCAUAUCGCUGUCAACUAUACUUGGAAUGAUGAGGUCUGUAAGGCAUUGACAAGUAUUGCUCAUUUCCAUGCAGCACCCACCGGCUGGCAGCAGGCUAUGGCCAGAAUGCUGUCAGACUCAGAUUGGUUUGUCAAUGUCUUCUUGGCAACUUCAGUCAAGAGGUUGAAAGAGGCUCAUAGUUUCUUCACCCAGGGGUUGAGUGAGCUGGGUGUCCCCUGCCACAAUGGAGGAGCAGGGCUUUUUGUCUGGGCAGAUUUCAGCAAGUUUUUGUCAGCUCCAACUGCAGAAGCAGAGGAGGAACUUAAGCAGAAACUCCUUCGAGCUGGAGUACAGGGCACUCCUUCUGCCGUUUGCCUUGGACAAGAGAGGGGGUGGUUCAGGUUGGUCUUUGCAAAGGACAAGGACACUCUAGAGACAGCUUUGGCAAGAAUGCAGAAAGCCCUAAAGACAAAUUAACUACAUGUGCAUUCGUGAGCUGUGACCUGAAGGUAUGGAAGUCGGCAAAAAAGGGUUUCGGAUUGUCAUUUGAUCGCUUUGAGGCCACAUCUCGAGUUUAAUCAUUUGUGUCCUGCCAGACUGGCUGCGCAACAGUUGAUUGGAAUCAAUCGGAAAUCAGCGUUCCUGGUCACUCUUCAUUUAGUCAUUUUAAGUUGAUGUCCUAUGAACUAGAGCAUUCAGACCUUUCCACAGAAUUCAGCAUGCAGUCGGUUUUGUCUAAUGAUAAUAAUUAUAUAGAUUUAUAUAGGGCACUUAUCCAGAAAACCGAUCAAGGCACAAUUCCAUUAUUAUUACCCCUGCUCACUGGGCUCAUGAAACAUUCCAAAUACCAUCUCAGCUCCCUGAGGCAGCUGCAAAGUUAGUUCCUUUUUGUGGAAUGCCCCAUGGGUAAAGACAUGCAUGUCUGAUCUGAAACUGAAUUUGACUUUGAUCUUGACUCAAAUUGUUCCCCUUAAAAUGUCAAAUCCCGUGGAAUCAAUGGCAAUUAAGCCCCCCAAUCAGGUUUUGGCUAAGGACAUCAUUAAUAGUGUGUCAGGAAGUCCACACUCAUCAGGUCAAGUCCUUCACCUGGCUAUUUUGUUUCAAUCAAAUGAGAAGUGAUGUAUUUAUAGGCCAAAUGAAGCAACUUGGCUUUACAGCCCGUACAAAAUGUGUUUUUUUAUGCCGUGCUUUAAAGUUGCACUUGAUAUUUAUGAACACUUGAAUUUCAGCUGUAAACUGAAGGACAUGUAACAACAGUAUUCAUGGACUCGUUGCCUAAUGUAUCUUUUGAUAUUGCUUACGAAAUGGAAUUAUUUGUGUAGGGACUGUGCCUUAGCAAGGGUGGUCUCACUGUCGUGAUUCUAACACAUGAAUAUGCAUAGUUUGUAGCUAAUCUACAUUGUUUCUGUGUUAUUUGCAUGUUUGUAUGUCUAGUAAUUGUUACUUGGUGACCUUUGUGCUUCCCGCGCACAAGGACUGGUUGUACUUGGUUGACAUCCACCAGGAAAAUAAGUCCAAAGAUUAUUUUAGAUAACUUACUGAAUGUAUCAAAACUAUUGUCAUGUACAAUAAUAACCCCUUGUAUUAUGACAUACUUUGGUGACGUGUUAAUUGAAGCUCGCGUUACUUGUACUAUAAUUUACUUGGUAAGUAACUCUUUGCGUAUGGAAACAAACAAGACAGCACAAGAGACGGUCGAAGACUUUGGGUUGGCCGUGGAGCUCCAGUUUAAGAGGUACACAGAGAGCAUGGGUAUAUUUUGAUAUCAGUAGCACCCAUUUCCACGUCUGUGUAGGCAUAGUCCCAUGGCGAAUUUGUAGUCCAGUCUACAUAGAAACCCUCAAUGAGUACAUGUACUUCUUGAUUUCGAUGUGCUAUGAUGUGUAAGGACAUUGCUGUUCACUUUGAUGUAUCCCGUGUAAGCAAGAAAGCACAUGUACAUGUAUGCUAUAGUCUGUGAAUGGAGAGUGUACACAGUUGGCUCACUGGGAGCUCUCAUUUUGUCAUUUCAGGCAGUGGGGGUUUUUGUCACUUCAAGGAUCUAGCUUGUUAGGAUGCCUGUGACAAUUGCUGGUCACCAAUAAAUCAUAAAUCAAUUUUCCUGCCGA
Messenger RNA from Acanthaster planci (crown-of-thorns starfish), 3055 nucleotides. RefSeq names its product putative inactive 1-aminocyclopropane-1-carboxylate synthase-like protein 2. The record is from RefSeq and is a predicted model, not a curated record. Gene Ontology annotation, molecular function: pyridoxal phosphate binding; transaminase activity. NCBI's taxonomy places the organism in Eukaryota, Metazoa, Echinodermata, Asteroidea, Valvatida, Acanthasteridae. Gene Ontology annotation, biological process: biosynthetic process; amino acid metabolic process.